Aptenodytes forsteri (emperor penguin) is the source of this 1089-nucleotide messenger RNA. It is a transcript of the gene GPA33, whose product is annotated as glycoprotein A33. NCBI's taxonomy places the organism in Eukaryota, Metazoa, Chordata, Aves, Sphenisciformes, Spheniscidae. The record is from RefSeq and is a predicted model, not a curated record. Gene Ontology annotation, cellular component: plasma membrane.
AUGUCAAAGCCUACUGGUGAUCUGGCUUGUCAUUCUGCCCGGGGAGGGGAGUGGCAGACUGGAGAAGCAGGACUUUAAAAGAUACUGAGGAAGUGAACCUGCGAUGCCACUGUGAAGCAGCCUUCAGCUAAAGCCAAUUACUUACCCAGCCACCUAGAGAUUACAAGGAAGAGCACCUUGAGGUGAAACAAAGGAGAGAUGAGGAGGAUGGCAAUGAAAAGACUUUGGCUGUUCGUUUUCCAUGAAAUUCUGGUGACUGCUUAUGCCCUCACUGUGGAAGCACCUGCCAAGGAAAUACAGGUGGCACGAGGGAACAACGUUACUCUCCGCUGUCAUUUUAAAACUGAGGCUCCUAUUGCCUCAGGAGAUGUUGUUGUCUGGACGAAAAUCAAUAGUGCGGAUGAUGCUGUCACUAGGUAUUUUGAUGGACUUGUACAGUAUGGCAAGGGCUAUGAAAACCGUAUACAGUUUAGUGGUGAUGUAAACAAAGGGGACAUCAGUAUCACCAUCAAUGCAGUGACCAUGGAAGACAAUGGGACAUAUGCGUGCACCGUUCGUCUACGGAAUGACCCCCCCAGGCAGACUGCAACCUUGGCUCUUUUAGUCCUUGUUGCACCAUCCAAUCCAGAAUGCAAGAUUUUGGGGACAGCAGAAUAUGGACAGACAAUCAAUCUGACCUGCAUUUCUCAUGAGGGCUCCCCAAAGCCCAGAUAUACCUGGCAAAGCUUCAAUGUACAAAAUGAGCCCCGUGUACUACAAACAACAGAAGGGGAACAAAUAACUCUGAAGAACAUCUCGGCGGAUACCUCUGGCUUUUACAUCUGCACUUCAACAAACGUUGUGGGAAAGGAAUUCUGCAACAUGACAGUCAGUGUUGUGCCACCAUCCAUGAACAUAGCUCUUUACGCUGGCAUCAUUGGUGGAGCUGUUGCUGCAAUUAUAGUUAUUGGUAUUUUAGCCUAUUGCUGCUGCUGUCGGGCGGACAAGGACAAGGACUAUGAGAUGACGGAGCGAGAAGAUAGAAAUGAACCCUUCAAGGAGACACCUACAAGGAAUCAGAGAGCAGAGGAUGAUGUUGAAGAUGAAUGA